Leguminivora glycinivorella is the source of this 4810-nucleotide messenger RNA. RefSeq names its product poly(A) RNA polymerase gld-2 homolog A-like. NCBI's taxonomy places the organism in Eukaryota, Metazoa, Arthropoda, Insecta, Lepidoptera, Tortricidae. Gene Ontology annotation, cellular component: cytosol. Gene Ontology annotation, molecular function: poly(A) RNA polymerase activity. The record is from RefSeq and is a predicted model, not a curated record. Bases 379 to 1809 code for a protein of 476 amino acids. The transcript is spliced from 11 exons.
UCGCUGUUGUUGCUUCCUAAAGUCAUGGCGGAUUUUUUCACAAAUUUACAGAUUUUAGCCUGAUUCGUGGGUAGAUUUUAUUACUUAUCUUAACCGAAGUCGAAAUAAUAAUAGCUCGGCCUAUUUGUAAGUGAAGCAUAGCGAUACGGGCGUUUAAACUGAUUCUGACAUUGGCCAACAUUCUCUAUCGACUCCGUGAAGACGUCUGACGGAUCUUCUCGAAUUUCGGUGGUUCAGUAAAUAGAUAGAAUUAUUCAAUUUUAGCGUCGCACCGUACGUUAAUUAAUUUAUAACGGCUAUUAUGACGCAAUAGGCAUACGAAGAGUUUGGACGCCAUCACAUUAUUUUUACGCUCGAAAUACAGAAAAAGGAGCAGUGAUGAGUGAAGGCGCGCCUAUGCUGUACCAUGGAGGAGGUGGAUUCGGAGGCCCGCGCCAGGGCUUCGCAUCAGCAGGGCAUCUGGAGCGAGCGUGCCACUUCCCCGCUUUGGAGCUGCCGCCGGGCCCGGCUACGCCACAUCACCCUGAACGCCCUGCUAAGGACAACACUGCUUUCGGAUAUGAGUCAGAUGACUCCAGUUUGUCCAGCAAUGCUUCAGGAUCAAACAAAAGUGGUGAGAAAGGAGAAAGCGCGUCCAGUGCCUCAGAGCCCAACACAUCGCCGCAAGGCUACGCGGUGCGCGAGUGGCGCGGGCGCGCCCGCCGCGAGCCGCACCGCCCGCGCCGCAUCGCGCCCGAGCGCUACCUCAACGCCUCCUACCCCUUCCAGGUCAAGUUCACGCCCGACGACUUGCUUAACGGAUCCAAAUGGGACAAUCUGUCACAGGAGAUAUGGGACAAGUUUGUCAAGUCACAGCAGACAGAGGAGACGUUUCGCAAAAAGAUGAACCUUUGGAGAUACCUCUACGUCACAAUAAAGUCAAUAUUCCCGCGCUACGGGCUGUACGUAGUAGGUUCCACGAUGUCGGGCUUCGCGUUAGACUCCUCGGACAUGGACCUGUGCCUGUACGUGCGCGCCCUUGGCGACACCGAACCCCGUGCGCACGCGCUCCUCCAUCUCAACUACAUACUGGCCUACAUCAAGAGCUUCGACCGCGAUGCCGAGCUGAUCCAAGCAAAGGUCCCGAUCCUAAAGUUCCGCGACGCGCGGGCCGGCCUGCAAGUGGACCUGAACUGCAACAAUGUCGUCGGCAUCAGGAAUACUAGUCUGCUCUACUGCUAUUCUCGCCUGGACUGGCGCGUUCGGCCGCUGGUGGCGGUGACCAAACUCUGGGCGCAAGCGCACGACAUCAACGACGCGAGGCAUUGUACACUCUCGUCGUAUUCGCUCACACUCAUGGUCAUACACUUCUUGCAGUGCGGCACAUCGCCGCCGGUGCUGCCGUGCGUGUGCGUGCGCGGCCCGUGGGAGGUGCGCGCGGCGCGCCACAACCGCGCCUCGCUCGCCGAGCUCUUCCUGCAGCUGCUGCGCUACUACGCCACCUUCCCGUACGACAAGAUGGCGGUAUCAGUGCGUGCCGGGCGCUGCGUGCCGGUGUCGGCGUGCCGCGCCGCGCGCAGCCACAAGAACGAGCCGCACCAGUGGAAGCUGCUCUGUGUCGAAGAGCCGUUCGACUUGACGAACACAGCGCGCUCGGUGUACGACCCGGACACGUUCGCGCGCAUCGUGGAGACGUUCCGCGCCAGCGCCGCGCGCCUCGCCGCCUCGCCGCGCCUGGCGGCCGCCUGGCCGCCGCACCCGCCGCACCAGCCGCACCAGCCGCACCCGCCGCACCAGCCGCACCCGCCGCCGCAGUACCAGGAGCGAUGAUCCGCGCUCCGCCCGAGCCGCCGAGAGUGUAAUAUUUUAUGGAGGCUGGUUCUCGAUGUUUCCCAAGACUUUAUUGACGCGGAACAGUGCAUUCCUAUGUUGUGUAGUGUACCUCGUACGAGUGAAGCCCUGACGCCCCGCGCGUGACAAGUGCUCUUACGUCGCCCCGCGGCGCUCUAGUCCAGUAUUAUUGUUAUCGUGUACCGUCGUCGACACUAGGAAACUAACCCGAGGGUGCCAGUCUGUCCCAAUUGAGCCGCGAAUAAAUAACCAGUUAGAAGUUUCACGGGCUGUGAUAUGCGACUGAUUCCCUUAUAAAUAUGUUGUAAGGUAGUGUUGUUACUGAUAGCGGUAAGGACGGGUCCCGCGCCACGGACGUCGGUCCCGGAGCGAACGCGCCGCGUCGUCGAAUUUACACGUACUAUUACAAAUUAUAUACAUUUUAAUUAAGAUAGAGCGAAUGCCACUAUGAAAAAUUAUAUGUUUACAUUCCAUAGUGCCAUUGUCUGUAACUUUAUUUUAAAUCAUAAUUAAGUUAUUAAGAUGCGAAGUUCAGUUUCCGAAUGCGGGCCUCAGCGUAACUCGGUAUACAUAUCGGAGGUGUGGAGCCGCGGCGCCCGCAUUGGGAAACCGCCGGUGGCCGCCGGCGCUGCAUGCUCCUCGCCGACUCGCGCCGAGCACGGACACUAGUCCCGGCCGUGUCGCAACGAUGCUGCCUCACUACGCGUCCUAUUAUUUCUAGUAUUUAUAUUGUUUAUAUGUAAGUUAUUUAAUGUGUACAUAGUAAGAAAGCGGAAAGAUGAAGAAAAAAUACAUAUAUAUGAAAUGCGUUCGUUGAUUGUGACGUGGAGGGUGCGACCGUUCGCCGGGACUCUGCACAUCACAGGCAUCGCUUCGUCGUUAUUGACUAUUAUUACAAAAAAAUUGGAAUGUUUUAAGAUUAUGUACAUUUUCUGUAAAUAUACUUUUAUGGUGUGUAAAGAGUAAAUGACAAAAAUAUGGAAUAAAAAAUGAUGUGGAGCCCGGCGCGAGCGCUCGUGCCGCCGGCGACUGCUCUAAUGUUGUCCCAGUCUAACGAGAACGCAUUGAAAUUAUCCUUACAAUGCCUAUUUUUCUUCCUACUACGCCAGAUUGCCUAAAUAUCAGAUUUCCAGGAUUAUCGGAUUUCAAAGACGCUAAAUUUUUAACACCAAAUAUGCAGUACCAAAGAUAUAGUAGAUUAAAAUGAAUCUCAUAUUUUGGAAAUUCGGUAUUACUACAUUUCGGGAUUGGUUUAGGAAGGUCCAAAGUACAUAAUUUUAGCAGGCUGUUACAAUAUGUUUCUCUGCGUUAUUGUUAGACAUGUGAAACAUUGCAAGUCGUGCUAUGAUACUAUAUUAUGGUGCUAGUGUUAUGCCACGAGCCAAAACGGUUCCGCUCGCUGCGGAACCAGUUAUCUAAUUUAUUUGUAAUGUUUAUUAUAAAUCAUUUGGUGCUAUGAUAUUGUUAUGUUGCCUUUUUAUAUAGGCCAAAGUCGCGGCCUCGCUUGCUGUUAUAUAGGUACCUAGAUUAAGAACUAAAAUAUAAUGCUAGAUCUCGAAUUCCUACGUCAGAGUAAGGUUAAAUUAAGAACGGGCAUAUCUUUGAAAGUAACAAAGACACUGUUACCUUUACUAUCGUUAGGGAUUUGUGCUACAUAAACUCAUAGUUCAUAGUUCGUCGGUGCCUAGCGCAAGUGUCGUUGUCGCUCGCAACGUAAAGUUGUUAAUGAAUUACAAAAUGUUAUGCAAUUUUGUUAUGCAUUAUUGAAUUUUACUUAGAUGAAGUCGAUAUUAGUCAUUCGAUAUUAAAUGUUUUACAGUUUCAUAUUAUAAAAGUUGUUUGUCGCUUCAAAGUUUAGGUGAGAGUAUUAUAUUAGUAUUGUUUGCUAGUCCAUGUCUGGCGUCGCACGUCGCCGGCGUCGCGCGUAAUGUGAGCGACGCCCGCGCUCGCGUCGGGGGUACUUAUCUUUUUGUUCAAUAGCCUUAGCUGUUAUCGGUGGCUGUUGACAGGAUCUUAAUAAUCUAUAAGCAAAAAAAUAUUACAUAUCCUGUCAUGAACGAGUGAGACGUUGUAGUUUCGCGACGUGAAAGGAAGAGCGGUACACCUCCGGCCGCCGCACUCCACUCGAGCUCUUUACUUUUUGUAAAUAAUCGCCAGGCAAUUUUAUAGCGUUAUGUAUAAGUUUUAUAUCGAUUUUACAUUGGCACUCGGCCGCGCUGAAUAUAAAAGUACAAUAAAUAAUUUUAAAACAACUUAUAUAUGUCUAAGAAUACUGAUUAGAAUAAUAUUAAAAAGUGUCUCAAAACUGUUUAAUUUUUGAAAAGAUGUAAUAACUUGAUGAAGCCGACAUCAAAAAAAUAUAAAAAUAAAAACAAAAAAAAACUAAAAAAAACUAAAAAAAUAUAUAAAAACGCCAUAAAAAUAACAAAAAAGAAAAAACAUUGACUUGACUUCGAUCAGAUAAUGAUCGAACGCCAUGUCGUUGUGGCGAAAGAGGAAAGGGAAAGCUUUCACAGCUGUAUUCGAGCGUAAACUGACGAAUGGUAUUGUCUUUCCGUCAAUAUAGCGCUCAUUUAAGUGAGUUGAUGAAGAUGGGGGUUCCGCCUAGUUAGUUCCUACGCUCAGGCGGCGGUGGUCCUGACGCCCGCGGCAUAGGAAUCACAGCCGCCUGCAGAAUUGUAUGGUAGUAACUAGCGGCGAAAACCCGGUGGUGGAACCGUCCAGCAGCGCGCCCUCUCGUGCGCAGGGAGCGCGCGCCGCGGACGCGUGUCCACGUGAAGUUUCUCUUUACUGGAUGCUCUCAGCCCUUCCAAGAAAUAACAUAGCGCGGCGGGUUUACUAAUCACCAAGAGUGGAAGCGACUGAUCAAAUUAUGGCACACUCUUGGUCUUUUCCCGCAGCCGCCUAAUGUAGUGGAAACAAAGUAAAACUUAACUACUUUGUCUUCCGAAGAUCUGAAGUAAUUGUAAUUGGUAGAGUA